GGGAUGUACCAGAAUGGAGACUUUAUCAUUGGAGGCCUGUUUGAGGUUCAGAACCUCAAAGUCUUCCCAGAACUUACUUUCAGAACUCAGCCAGAACUGCCCCAGUGUGAGGAAUUCUAUAUGGCGAGUUUCCAGCAGGCACUGACAAUGGUUUUUGCCAUAAAUGAGAUUAAUAAUAAUAACAACCUGCUGCCUAACAUCACGCUUGGGUAUCAGAUCUAUGACAACUGCUUAAGGCUUGGAGUGGCAUUCCGGGCUGCCAUUUCCCUGGUUAGUGGUACAGAGGAGUCCUUCUCAAACCUCAACUGCACUGGCCCUCCUCCGGUGAUUGGGAUUGUAGGGGAUCCAGGUUCAACUCAAUCUAUAGCAAUUUCCAGUGUCCUGGGACUGUUUCGAGUUCCUAUGAUUAGCUACUUUGCCACCUGCUCCUGUUUGAGUGACAGGAAAAAGUACCCCUCUUUCUUCAGAACAAUCCCCAGUGAUGCCUUCCAAGUGCAGGCUAUGGUUCAGAUCUUGAGGCAUUUUGGAUGGACCUGGGUUGGUCUCCUCUACAGUGAUGAUGACUAUGGCAUCCAUGCUGCUCAGUCCUUCCAUCAGGAAAUGCAACUGUUUGGGGGUUGUGUGGCCUUCUCUGAGAUUCUGCCUUAUGAUAACAACCAUAGGGAUAUUCAACGUAUAGUAGGGGUUAUUCAGACCUCUACAGCCAGGGUAGUUGUAGCGUUCUCAACUGAUCUGUCAUCCCUGAUGAAUGAGUUGUUGUUGCAAAAUGUGACAGGCAAGCAGUGGAUUGCAAGUGAGGCUUGGACAACAACACCUGUCCUACAAACUCCACAAUAUUUGCCCCUACUAGGGGGAACGCUGGGCAUCGCCAUCCGUCGUGGACAGAUUCAGGGACUUCAUGACUUUCUGAAAGAUCUACGCCCUGACAAUAAUCCAAAAAACAGUACAAUAAAAAUCUUCUGGGAGAACAUGUUUGGGUGCAAGUUUGAGGUAGGAGGCAAAAAUAUAUCUGAAGAGCGAGAACAAGGGGAAAACAAAUGUUCAGGGCAAGAAGAUUUGAGCAGCACAGAUACAGCAUUCACUGAUGUAUCAGAGCUGAGGGCCUCAUAUAAUGUGUAUAAGGCUGUUUAUGCUUUAGCACAUGCGCUUCAUGACCUGAUGCAGUGUGAGGAAGGGAGAGGACCAUUCAGUGAGAACAGCUGUGCUGACAUAUCCAACCUGAAACCUUGGCAGCUAGUUCACUUUCUACAGAAAGUGAACUUCACUACAAGCUUUGGGGAUCAUGUGUCAUUUGAUGAGAAUGGAGAUGCUCUGGCCAUCUAUGAUGUGAUGAACUGGCACCCGAGGUCUGAUGGGUCGAUCAUUGUCCGCACGGUUGGUGUGGUAGAUGAAGGGGCGACAACAGGGAAGCCCCCACGGUCUGUUUGCAGUGAGAGCUGCCCCCCAGGAACCAGACGGGUCAGGAGGAAGGGACUUCCCGUCUGCUGUUUUGACUGUCUGCCAUGCGGAGAUGGAGAGAUUUCUAAUGCAACAGAUUCACCCGAAUGUUUCACGUGUCCAGAUGAGUUUUGGUCGAGUCCUGAAAAUGACAAUUGUAUUCCCAAAGAAGUGGAAUUUCUAUCUUAUGAAGAUCCUCUGGGAAUUUCUCUGACCACUGCUUCCCUUUUAGGCACUAGUUUCUGUGCUGUUGUGAUGGUCAUCUUUGCUCAUCACCGUAACACUCCCAUAGUACGCGCCAAUAAUUCAGAACUCAGCUUCCUGCUGCUGUUGUCACUAAAACUGUGUUUCCUGUGUGUACUACUGUUCAUUGGCCGGCCGCAGUUGUGGACAUGUCAAUUAAGACAUGCUGUGUUUGGAAUAAGCUUUGUCCUGUGCAUCUCAAGUAUCCUUGUUAAGACUAUGGUGGUAAUAGCUGUGUUCAAGUCAUCUCGACCAGAGGGCAAAGGAGCGAUGAAAUGGUUUGGUUCAGCACAGCAAAGAGGAACCGUUUUGGCCCUAAUUUCUACACAAGUAGCAAUAUGUACAGUCUGGUUAUCCACUGCAUCCCCAACACCCCAUAAAAACAGUCUUUAUAUCCGCUCUAAAAUAGUAUAUGAAUGUGCUAUUGGCUCAGUGGCUGGUUUUUCUAUGCUGCUGGGAUACAUUGGACUGUUGGCAGCAGUAAGCUUCCUGUUGGCCUUCAUGGCAAGGAAACUUCCAGGUAAUUUUAAUGAAGCAAAGUUCAUCACUUUUAGCAUGUUGAUCUUCUGUGCUGUGUGGAUUGCAUUUGUUCCAGCAUAUGUGAGCUCACCAGGGAAAUAUGCAGUGGCUGUGGAGAUAUUUGCCAUCUUGGCUUCCAGUUUUGGAUUACUGGUGGCCAUAUUUGCCCCUAAGUGCUACAUAAUUAUUUUACACCCAGAAAGAAACACUAAAAAAGCCAUCAUGGGAAGAUCAACCCAAAAGAAAUAG
Molecule: messenger RNA, 2448 nt
Organism: Ctenopharyngodon idella (grass carp)
Lineage: Eukaryota; Metazoa; Chordata; Actinopteri; Cypriniformes; Xenocyprididae
Product: extracellular calcium-sensing receptor-like
Exons: 6
Coding region: 4-2448 (814 amino acids)
Biological process (GO): G protein-coupled receptor signaling pathway
Cellular component (GO): membrane
Molecular function (GO): G protein-coupled receptor activity
Source: RefSeq, a predicted model, not a curated record